AUGUCCAGUCCAGGUCAGCAGGACCCCCCGCCAGGCUCGGAGAGCGGUGUAAAACCUUACAUCACCUUCAUUAUCAUAGUGGCCGGUGUCAUCGGAGGCCUAGUUAUCGUGGUCUCAGUCAUCCUCAUCUGUAAAUACUGCGUCAAAAGAAAACGGGUUCUAAGGCGACGUCACGUUGUGGAAAGAGAGCGGCCAUUAGACAAACGCUUCAAGCCUCUGUUACGAUACGACAGUCUGGAGUCCGGAGCUGCGGAGAGGACGAGUGUGUCCUUAGAUUUCACCGCUACCACACCCCAGGGAGCUCAAACAUACGAUUACGACGAUGAAAACGGUGAAGACAAAGAAGCACUGCUUGAUUACUGCUCCGCUCACUCACACCCUGUCGAAUUACCUGAGGAGGGUAUUGAAAUAGGUUCACGUGACGACUCAUCAGGUUUAAGAUCGCCUCCGGGUGCGGUCGGUGGAUCCACCAACAGCAGAAGGCGAGUAUCAUUCAAACUUGACUACGAGGCGGAGUCAUACCCAGCUGGAUAUAUGCGGAAGGCCAGGAGGUAUACAUCUGGUGAAUAUGACUAUAUGAGGCGUGGCCAGAAAAGCCGUGCUGAGAAGUUCCCUAGGCAGCAUUCACUAGGCGCUCCCCGGGCACAAGACAGCGCCCCAAUCUCCUCGUCACGGUCCCCACGUGCGUCCGACCCAGAGUUCUGCGUAGAGCUAAGGAGACGGUUAGAGGAAGAGCAAGAAAGGAUCAGGCUAGAGGAGGAAGGACACCUGAGUUUGUACGACGUGGAUCAAGAGUCGGACGAUGACAGCGAACUCCAGGAACACAGCGAACCCACGGCGGAGGCUGUGGCGGAAGGCCUUCCCUCUCCCAUAUCCCUCCGCAUGAUUGACGAAUCGCCCUCUCCAACCACCAGACCGAAGACAACACAGGUAUCCGUUGAGGUUCAUCAUCAUCCGAAACCCGCUUUGGGAGAAGAGAAGUGUGACGGGGCGUACAGUCAGUUCUGUGCCGGAAGUGACACGGCGGAGGCUGCCUUCGAUGACCGGACAAGUCAGCGUUCCGAUCCCACCGCGUCUCGGUCUCAUCUCCCGCCCCGCGAGCUCCGGAUACGGCCUGUUGACAUGCGUGUUCACUCGCACAGCAUGGAAAUCGUCAGCCCUGAGAAGCAUCGGUACCACCGCAAAACACGACGUAUCAAGAGCUACGAUGACGUAGCCGACUACGACGUUCUGAGGAUCACAGAAUUCACUAAAGGGCCUUUCUACAAUGUGGACUACGACGCUAUGUCGGACGGAAGUGUUGGUUCGUUGUCUAUAAGCAAAGUUCGGUAUUACGAUACUGGUAGCAUGGAGCAAUUAGACGAGGACAAUUUACAAUAUUUUGGAGAGUUCGACGGUGCUACGGGUGGAGCUGUGGAAGAGAGCGACGAUACCGAAACCUUAAAUGGCACGCGCAAGUACAAGGAAUUGUGGGAACUACGUGCUACUCUCGAAGACGAAUGCAGUGACCCAGUCGGCGUGCAAGAAGGUUCGUCUCUAGAGAUGACCCCGGACAAAGACAAUCUAGCCUCUGGAACGACAUCGUUUGAGUCUAACACCGACCCUGCGCCUUAUUUGGAGGACUGUGAACUGGGCAGCUGCAAACGCCGUGGAAGCAAAGCUAACGGAGAGUCUCAAAACGGAUGCAGCAAUCUGCUUCAUCCAAACUACGAAAACCGACGGCAGUCGUACAAAAACAUCCUGACGAAAAGGUUGCAGAAACUGGAUGCUCCACCAGCCAGCACAAGUGCCGAGAAUAGCUUCGACAGCAUGGAGACGAUGGACACAGACGGCGAGGUGUCGGACACGAGUAGGCACGAGGUGACAACCACAUCAUUUGAGUCCACAACGGACAACACCACCGACAGUAAUAACGAGAAUCAAAACAACAGACUGAAGCAGAUGAGGGGCGAUAGUGGCUACAAAUCAUUGGAGACCCAGUCUACUCUGAAGGGAUCGGAAAGGAAGAGAGGCUCUGUUUCGCUGGACUACGCUGACACAAUAGAUCAGGACCUUUUCCCUUUUGACCUCGCCAAAUUAAAGGAAGUGUCACCACCAGCUCCAUCUCCGUUCGACUUUGAUCGGGUCAAGUACAGGAGGCGCAGUUCCCAGACUUGUCACUUCGAGAGGAGAGGCGCAAAGACGGCCUCAAAGAAGAGGCGGGAGUACAGCCGCGAGCGUCAAGCAGUGCAGGUGUACGAGAGCAUCAUGGAGCCAGAGACGGACUCGACGGUGGACCAACCAUCCGGGGACAGCUUCGAGGACACAAAUGCACCAAGUAAAGUCUCCGUGUUUUCCAGGUUUUUCAGAUCUCAGUCUAAAUCACAUCGAGCUCCGAGGUAUGUCCAGAGAGACUACAGCGUAGAUCAGAAAACUAGUGAGUUGUUUAACGAAUUCAUGAGGAUCGAUCCCAUUUACGAAACUAGGCGCUCUCCUCGGCUCCACCCAAGGCCAAAGUUACAACGGAAGAAUACGGAGCCAGCUUACUUAGAGAGUCGCCGACCAGAUCGGUUGGCUCCGGACAUGCGCAGUACCAGCUUGGGAAGCGACAGCAGCGCCAGUUCUCUGCGACGUUUAUCGCCUCAAGACAGUAUCGAAGAAGAGGAAUACGACUACGAAGACGUCUCCAAUGUGGUGUGGCCAGGAAGCUCGCGACCGUCACCUUUGACCUCGCAGCCGACGAUCCACGAAAUUCCUAUAAUAAAGCUCCCUGAAGAGGACACUGCCGACUGCUAA
Messenger RNA from Liolophura sinensis, 2775 nucleotides. RefSeq lists its product as uncharacterized. The record is from RefSeq and is a predicted model, not a curated record. NCBI's taxonomy places the organism in Eukaryota, Metazoa, Mollusca, Polyplacophora, Chitonida, Chitonidae. Gene Ontology annotation, molecular function: transmembrane transporter binding. Gene Ontology annotation, cellular component: secretory granule; plasma membrane. Bases 1 to 2775 code for a protein of 924 amino acids. Gene Ontology annotation, biological process: negative regulation of voltage-gated calcium channel activity; negative regulation of calcium ion-dependent exocytosis. The transcript is spliced from 6 exons.